Messenger RNA from Aspergillus nidulans FGSC A4, 2899 nucleotides. Its product is annotated as spermidine synthase. Gene Ontology annotation, biological process: spermidine biosynthetic process; polyamine metabolic process; polyamine biosynthetic process. Bases 124 to 1002 code for a protein of 292 amino acids. The record is from RefSeq and is a predicted model, not a curated record. Gene Ontology annotation, molecular function: catalytic activity; spermidine synthase activity; transferase activity. NCBI's taxonomy places the organism in Eukaryota, Fungi, Ascomycota, Eurotiomycetes, Eurotiales, Aspergillaceae. The transcript is spliced from 5 exons.
GUCUUCCCUCGCUUCUCCGCCUCAACUUCAUCUUUCCUUCUGUCUCUCCGUUCCAGUGCUUUACUGCGUCCUGUCAUUCUCUCUUAUUCCCCUUAUUCCCUCCGGUCUUUCAACUUCAUCACAAUGAGCGAGAUCACUCACCCCACUAUCAAGGAUGGCUGGUUCUCCGAGCAGUCUGAAAUGUGGCCUGGUCAGGCCAUGAACCUCAGAGUCAACCAAAUUCUCCACCACGAGAAGUCCAAGUAUCAGGACGUUCUUGUCUUCGAGAGCAGCGACUAUGGCACCGUUCUUGUUCUUGACAACGUCAUCCAAUGCACCGAGCGUGAUGAGUUCUCCUACCAGGAAAUGAUUACCCACCUGGCCAUGAACUCCCACCCCAACCCCAAGAAGGUCCUCGUUAUCGGAGGUGGAGAUGGCGGUGUCCUCCGCGAGGUAGUCAAGCACGAGACCGUCGAGGAGGCCAUCUUGUGCGACAUUGAUGAGGCCGUCAUCCGUGUCUCCAAGAAGUACCUUCCCGGCAUGAGCAUCGGCUUCCAGCACCCCAACGUCAAGGUCCACGUCGGCGACGGCUUUGAGUUCCUCAAGCAGCGCCAGAACGAAUUUGAUGUCAUCAUUACCGAUAGCUCUGACCCCGAGGGUCCCGCCGAGAGCCUCUUCCAGAAGCCCUACUUUGAGCUCCUCAGAGACGCUCUACGUGAUGGAGGUGUCAUCACCACCCAAGCCGAAAACCAAUGGCUUCACCUUCCUCUGAUUGCCGACCUCAAGAAGGCCUGCAACGAGGUCUUCCCUGUCGCCGAAUACGCGUACACCACAAUCCCUACGUACCCAUCCGGUCAAAUUGGUUUCAUGGUUUGUUGCAAGGAUGCCAACCGCAAUGUUAAGGAGCCCGUCCGCACCUGGUCUCGUGAAGAGGAGGAGCGUCUCUGCCGCUACUACAACCAGGAUAUCCACCGCGCCAGCUUCGUGCUGCCCAACUUUGCUCGCAAGGCUUUGGGAAAUUAGAUUCAGAUGAGAUGAGCAUAUCUUUGUUUUUGUUUAAAAGAAUACCAUAUCAACUGAAUUUCUCCUGUGAUUAUCUAUUUCACUAUACUUUUAUACUCCGUGUCCUAUAUUAUGAGAGGAUUGAGGAUUUAGGACCCAAACUAGGUGAUCUGAUAACGGGAUAUAAACCAACACCCAAAGGUCAAACUACGUCAGUUACUCACUCCUGGAUGCGCAUAAGCUUUCAGCCAGAAGUAUUCAAGACCGAGAGCAAAUAUGAACAGAUAGAUGGUAUUCUUUUCGCAGAUGUCUAAAAAUAUCAGAGAUGGCCAGACCUUGAAAUAAGUUCAAUGGUGGCUUUUAUUCUUCUCAAAAGGAAAUUCGUAGGACAUUAAACCAAGUGUGCCACGCAUUCGGAGUUUCUCUCCGUAUGGCCACCCCAUAACCCAUGUAAUACUCGUUAGCAAGGAAAGAUGUCGAAGGAAAAUGCAAGCGAGUCAUGACGCUAGAACGAGACGUCUACAGGAUCUGCUGGAAAGCGCGGUUGAUGGGCGACCGAACGGGAACACCCUUAUAGAAGUCAAUGGUGGCAAGGGCGCGCUUGCUAAUACCCUCAGGAGUGAACUCGAACUUGGCGUAGACCUCCUUGUAGGGACCAGAGGCACCGAAGCGGUUCAGACCGAACUGCUCGUGAGAGUAGCGCUCCCAACCCAUGGUGGAGCAGACCUCGACAGACAAAAUGGGGAUGCCGUCGGGGAGGACCUUGAGUCUGUACUCCUUGUCCUGAGCAUCGAAGACCUCGAAGCAAGGAAUAGAGACGACACGGGCCACGACGCCGUGCUUUUCCUGCAGGUACUUGGCAGCGUCGAUACAGAUACUGACUUCGGAUCCAGUGGAGAUGAUGGUAACCUUGGCGUCAGCAGCCUCGAAGACAGGGUAAGCACCCUUGAGAGCAGCCUCAAUGCUUGAGUUCUCAAGCUGGGGCAGGUUCUGACGGGUAAGAGCCAGGAUGGAGGGAGUGUGCUUAGCAGUCAGGGCAGAAUAGUAAGCAGCACUGGUCUCGUUACCAUCAGCAGGGCGCCAGACCAUGCAGUUGGGAAGAGCACGGAAAUGAGCGAGAGUCUCGAUAGGCUGGUGGGUAGGGCCGUCCUCACCCAGACCAAUGGAGUCGUGGGUAGCGACGUGAAUGGCACGAACGCGAGAGAGGGCGGACAGACGGACAGCACCAGCAGCGUAGGAAACGAAGUUCAGGAAAGUACCGGCGGCAGGGAUGACGGUACCGUAUGCAGCAAGACCGUUCAUGAUAGCAGCCAUGGCGUGCUCACGGACACCGUAACGGAGGUAGCGGCCAGACCACUCACCAAUGCCGUACUCGGGUGGCUGGAAGUCAACAGCGUUCUUCCAGCGGGUGUUGUUGGAGCCAGUCAGAUCGGCGGAACCAGACAAAAGUUCUGGGAUGACCGAGUGGAUCUUCUCAAGGACAGCCUCAGACAGCUUGCGGGAGGCAAUAGCGGGGUCAGAAGGCUUGUAAACAGGAAGCGACUUCUCCCAUCCCUCAGGAAGCUUGCCGGAGAGACGGCGGGUAAGGUCGGCGUGCUCGUUGGGGUAUUCGCCGGCGUAUUUCUGGAGGAGCUGGUUCCAUUCCUGCUCCUGGGCAGCACCCUCUUCGGCGUGUUUGUGGUAAAGGUCAUAGACCUGCUGAGGGACGACGAAGCUCUGGGCGGGAUCGAAGCCGAAGCGCUUCUUGACACCCUCGAUGUCGUCGGCUUUGAGAGGGUUACCGUGGACACCGCCGGUACCCUGGAGCUUAGAACCGAAACCGAUGGUGGUAGUCAGGCGGAUCAUGGAGGGCUUGUCCUUGACGGCCUGGGCCUCCUUGAUAGCAGCCUCGAUGCCCUCGAGGUCGUUGUCACCGUCC